UCACGAUAAAAAACAAAUUAAAAUUAACAUUAUUCUGAUCAGUUGGACUUCCACAGUUCACUACUAUACAAGUCACAGGCAUGUUGUCAGCACUCAAAAUCACCAAAAACGUAAAGUUUAUAAAAUAAUUAAUCCAAUGAAUGUCUUUAAAUACUAUAUUAAGCUCAAAAUCACGACAAAAAACAAAUUAAAAUUAACAUUAUUCUGAUCAGUUGGACUUCCACAGUUCACUACUAUACAAGUCACAGGCAUGUUGUCAGCACUCAAGAUCACCAAAAACGUAAAGUUUAUAAACUAAUUAAUCUAAUGAAUGUCUUUUAAUACUAAAUUAGCUAAAAAAUCACGACGAAAAACAAAUACGAAAAAUCAAAAAUUACAUUGAGUUUAGGUUAAGAACGGUUUUGUGUGCCAACCAAAGAUCACGUGAUUUAACUUUGACAGGUCGAUGGAUUCCCUAAUAUUAUAAUACCUUUUGAUUUAGUUUUCCUUGCAAGAAAUAAACAAAACACAUCUAAACUAAACCUAACCUCGCUUUUGGCCAUUCAUUCAUCUCCAUGGUACAAUAAAGUUUCAUUUUAUUGUACCAUGAUUCAUCUCCGUGUCAAAUAAUUUCGACAGUCGCCAUAUUGAAAGCAUAGAGUUAUAUAUUAGCAUAGAGAGAGUGUCAUUCAGAGCGAAGUGACGACACCAUCUUUUUUAUUUGGAUUAGUGCUGUUUCACUCUUACGCAUAGUAAAGCUACUACAGUUGUCCUCCUCUUCCGUGCCUAUAUUCACACUGAAUGUCAUCAUAGAUUUUCGAUACAAUGUGUUAGAAAGAGAUGCUGCAAGCCAGUUCAUGAGAUCUUGUCGUCAGGAAGCGCGGAAGGUAGGCUCCCUCUAUGUUAAUAUAUACCUCUAUGAUUGAAAGCGACUUGUUUUUGGUCGAAAUUUGAUUUAGAAUCAGGGCCAUGGUCAAACCAAAGAAUACUCCAUCCAACAAGAAGCGAAAUCAUCGACUAUUUCAGGAUCCAAAUUUCUUUGCGCAUGUACGAUCCGCCAUGUUUCAUGUAUUAUUUCUUAUUUCUCAACCUAACCCCUAACAACUGUUUGUUGAACCCGGUUCAACAAACAGUUGUUAGGGGACGAGCCGUUAAAUACCGCUAUGAAUUCCACGAUUUUAUUGGUUAGAACUACCCACGUGAUAUCUGUGUUCGUAUUGGUCAGAGAAUUAAGCAAUAAAGACAAAUGACAAUCAGCUGUUAGACAUCAUUAUGUGAUGGAAUUUUUAUUUUGAUGUAAAUAAAUAUUAUUACUGAUAAUUUGUAUAAGCAAAAUUAUUGUACUGCACCUACAGUGACUCACAGCUUCAAUUCUGAAAUGAUACAGUCGUUACUCAAUAAAACUAGCUUGUGUCAGUGACCCAAUAUAAGAAAAAAAAUUACAUACUGACAGUAAGUUACUAACUAUAAGUCCUCUAAAAUAGCAAAGCUAUGUUUUGGGUUUCAAAUAUACCAUAUACCAUACUUAAAUAACAAUAGUUCUUUUAUUAUUUUGUGUACGAUUUUGAUAUCAGCUAAAAUGAUGUAAACUUUUAAAGGAGAAUAUUAAUAAAGAAAACAAAACUCCUUGUUGCUUAUUUCUUUGGCUGAUAAAAGAUUUAUUUCUUGCAGUUCAGCUAUGUAGGUAGAUUAUUCUUUUGUAAUAUCCGUUUAAUUGUUUUAGGGUUACCUAUUUUUCCAAACUGUGUUUCCACCUCAUCUCUCAAUUUUGGUGCACUUUUUUGGGAUUAUUUGCUAUUUCUCUGACAAUACAUCUUAGCUAUUAGGACUUUGCAGACGACUGCUCUGAAAAGUUCAUUUGAUGUUCAUCCAUACCAUUCUCUCAAGUUGCGCAGCCAAGAUAUUCUGCAUCUCCCUAUGCUUCUUUUUCCUUGAAUCUUUCCCUGCAUAAUGAGUUGGAGCAAGUUGUUUUGGCCCAUACAUGGCAACAUUUUUCAUACGAAUUUCUAGUUACAUACAAUCUAUCUUUUUAUGUCAUAAGGCCAAACCCAGUUAUACCAGGAAAUUGGCUCAGGCCAUAGCAUUAUUCUCUACAUAUAAAAACUUAGGAAAGUGUGUCCUUUUAGGUGACACAAUAGAUCGAACACAACGAGCCAUGUGUAUCUUUUUUAGUACACAGUGUUGAGGACAGUGUAUAUCUAAAAGGAUACACUGGCGCUGAGGGUGUUAAUUAUUGCAUAUUUGAAACCCAAAACAUAGCUUAUGCUAUUUUAGAAGACUCAUACUAACUUACCUACCUUCAGUAUGUAAGUUUUUUCUAAUAAAUAUUGAGCGACUGACACAAGCUAGCUUUAUUGAGUAGUGACUGCAUCAUUUAAGCUGUGAGCCCCUGUAUAUGUUUAUCAGUCAUGGCCUAGCUACACGUUAAAAUUGUUUCGUUAUCAUUCCCUGCGUUGCUUUCUUCAGCGUGCACACUGAUUUUUGUACAGCAGCUUUUGUAGCCAAUAGUUACUCUUGUUUGUUUUCUAGAUUUUUCCUAAUCAGGACUUGAUUUCUUUUUGGUUUGUUAGUAACUCCCUUCUACAAUAGAGAGUUUGGGGCUUAUUAUUCGCUAAAGUGUUGGAAUGCUUGUGGGUUUUGAUAUAUGUACCUACUACCACAACUGUCAAUACAAACUUUGAUCAAACUGAUAGUGUGACGACUAGAUUUUUAUAAUUUGAACAAACUGUAGUUGUGACGUCACUUCCUGAGUUUGCUCAAACUGUUUGAUCAAAUUAUUUGAUAGUGAAACCACGACUUUAAGAAUUUAAGUAACAUCAAUUUAAUUUGCAAUAAAAAAGAUCAUGAAGAUUUGACGAUGCUUGUAAAUACAUACACCCGAUUUAGAUAAUUUAAGUGACAGCAAUGUUUAGAUUGUUUUGUCAAAUAUACACAUGCAACAAAAAAUUUAAUAAAAAUUUGCAUAAAAAAAUUGAAGUGUUUUAAAGGUUUCAAUAUGUAAAAACAUUGAUGAACCACAGAAACGGUUUUUCUCCACAAAGGAACAAAAAUCGUAGCAACAUAUUAAUAAGUGAUACGUUUAAAAAUCCAAAUGUAAAUGAAAUUUCAGACUUUUUAAAAGGACACUAGACACAACAUGCCCUAUACUUCACAAAAUGCCGAAGAAAAUCAUAAUUAUUAUAUAACAUAUAAUUUCCCCUAAAUUACUUUUCCCCAUAUCCAGUACCUAUAUUAACUUUUAUGUAAAUUAUCUCUUUUUAAUUUUCAUGCAUUUAUAAUUUAAUUUAUAAGAUAUAUUCUAGUACUGCCGUGUUUGUAUUGAACAACUGAAAUAAAUUAAAAGAAUAUUAUAACUAUACAAUAAUUGUUUAUAUUUUUUAUGAGAUAAAAAGAAAUAUUUUAUGAGACUAGGUAGAGUCUAGAAAGAAGACUAGUAGAAACGAAUAAAUAGUGUUUUUUUAAUCAAUACCGUUUUUCAAUAUACAUAUUGAUUUUCUACCACACUUUUAUUUCUGUCAUAAAAAUUGUCAAAGAUAAACAAGAAAUUAAUAUUUAUCCAUCAUCCUCAGUCAGCUGACUUGUUUUCUUGAAACGACACUUUGCAUACAAUAUUGGUAUUUAAAUAUCCCGCUCUGUCAUUCUUAAUCAUUUGACCAAUACGAACACAGAUAUCACGUGGGUAGUUCUAACCAAUGAAAUCUUGGAAUUCAUAGCGGUAUUUAACGCUUCGUGUUAGGGGUUAGGUUGAGAAAUAAGAAAUAAUACAUGAAACAUGGCGGAUCGUACAUGCGCAAAGAAAUUUGGAUCCUGAAAUAGUCGAUGCUUUCGCUUCUUGUUGGAUGGAGUAUUCUUUGGUCAAACUGUCAAGUCAAACUCAAACGUGAAUCUGGGACAUCUCGGUAGAGCAUGAGCAAACUAAAUUUGUAAAUAUAAUAAAUGUAAUGUAGAGUUUUGAAUCGUUGGUUUUGAAACAUAAUAAAAUGGAAGUGAAACAAGAAUUUAAUGAGGAGACGUGCAAAAUAGAAACAGAGGAUAAUGACUUGGAUGAUGCUCUUCUAGAUGGCUUUAAAUGUGAAAUUAAAGAGGAAUCCAAUAUACAAAGUACACCUGGCACAUAUGAUUAUUUAGAGGAAAUUCCUACAAAUACUGAAAUACACCAAGAUCCAAAUAAACUGAAUCCAUUGGAAGAAAACCAAACCAGUGAAAAAGGUUUUACUCAGGAGGAGAAUAAAAUGAAAAUGAAGGAAACAUUUUGUGAACACUCAUCUCGCAAACAACACUAUACGAAACGACGCGCCAAAGGAAAAACUGGAAAUAAAAAUAUAAAAGUUCAGACUGGACAGGGACCUUACAAAUGUGAAAUUUGUUUAGAACAGUUUUCUAAACCACAUCAAUUGAAACAACAUUUAAUAACGCACAGUGGAGAAAAACUUCACAAGUGUGAAAUUAGUUUUACGAAGUUUAGUGGCGCAAAUGAUUUGAAAAGACAUUUGAGAGUACACACUGGAGAAAAACCUCACAAGUGUGAAAUCUGUUUGCAGCAGUUUAGUCAAGUAGAUUGUUUGAAAAGACAUUUGAGAUUGCACACUGGAGAAAAAUUUUACAAGUGUGACAUCUGUUUUAAGCAGUUUAGUCAAGCAGGUACCUUAAAAACACAUUUGAGAGUGCACACUGGAAAAAAACCUCAGUGUGAAAUCUGUUUUAAGCAGUUUAGUCAAGCAGGUAAUUUGAAAAAACAUUUGAGAGUGCACACUGGAGAGAAACCUCACAAGUGUGAAAUCUGUUUGCAGCAGUUUAGUCAAGUAGAUAGUUUGAAAAGACAUUUGAGAUUGCACACUGGAGAAAAAUUUUACAAGUGUGACAUCUGUUUUAAGCAGUUUAGUCAAGCAGGUACUUUAAAAACACAUUUGAGAGUGCACACUGGAGAAAAAUUUUACAAGUGUAACAUCUGUUUUAAGCAGUUUAGUCAAGCAGGUACUUUAAAAACACAUUUGAGAGUGCACACUGGAAAAAAACCUCACAAGUGUGAAAUCUGUUUUCAGCAGUUUAGUCAUUCAGUUAAUUUGAAAAACCAUUUAAGAGUACACACUGGAGAAAAACCCCACAAGUGUGAAAUCUGUUUUAAGCAGUUUAGUCAAGCAGGUCAUUUGAAAGGACAUUUGAGAGUACACACUGGAGAAAAACCCCACAAGUGUGAAAUCUGCUUUAAACAGUUUGGUGAUGCAAGUAAUUUAAAGACACAUUUGAGAGUGCACACUGGAAAAAAACCUCACAAGUGUGAAAUCUGUUUUCAACAGUUUAGUCAUGCACAUCAUUUGAAAAACCAUUUAAGAGUACACACUGGAGAAAAACCCCAUAAGUGUGAAAUCUGUUUUAAGCAGUUUAGUCAAGCAGGUCAUUUGAAAGGACAUUUGAGAGUACACACUGGAGAAAAACCCCACAAGUGUGAAAUCUGCUAUAAGCAGUUUGGUGAUGCAAGUAAUUUAAAGGCACAUUUGAGAGUGCACACUGGAGAAAAACCUCACAAGUGUGAAAUCUGUUUUCAACAGUUUAGUCAUGCAGUUAAUUUGAAAAAACAUUUAAGAGUACACACUGGAGAAAGACCUCACAAGUGUGAAAUCUGCUUUAAGCAGUUUAGUGAUGCAAGUAAUUUAAAGACACAUUUGAGAGUGCACACUGGAGAAAAACCUCACAAGUGUGAAAUUUGUUUUAAGCAGUUUAUUACGGCAAGUGAGUUGAAAGUACAUUUGAGAGUGCACACUGGAGAAAAACCUCACAAGUGUGAAAUCUGUUUGAAGCAGUUUAGUCAAGCACAUCAUUUGAAAAGACAUUUGAAAGUACACACUGAAGAAAAACCUCACAAGUGUGAAAUCUGUUUUAAACAGUUUAGUGAUGCAAGUAAUUUAAAGACACAUUUGAGAGUGCACACUGGAGAAAAACCUCACAAGUGUGAAAUUUGUUUUAAGCAGUUUAUUACGGCAAGUGAGUUGAAAGUACAUUUGAGAGUGCACACUGGAGAAAAACCUCACAAGUGUGAAAUCUGUUUUAAGCAGUUUAGUCAAGCACAUCAUUUGAAAAGACAUUUGAAAGUACACACUGAAGAAAAACCUCACAAGUGUGAAAUCUGUUUUAAACAGUUUAGUGCUGUAAGUAAUUUAAAAACACAUUUUGAGAGUGCACACUGAAAAAAAAUCUUAAAGUGCGAAAUUAGUUUUUUUUUAUUAGUUUACUAUUCGCUCUGAGCGUUAACAAAGUGUUCCGGAAAUGCGUAUUUAAAAUCGAAAUUAAAUAUUAGCGCGCCAGACAAAGAAAAUGUCGAUUCGUUGAUUCCAUUUUUAUUAGCCUGACGGACGAGAAAUUGUCAUCGUCUCGUCACCUCGCUUAGAAAUUUAGUACCCUGACUCAAUUAGAGUUAUACACAUGUGUUGUUAAAAAUUUGUCGACCAUACGUGAAAAUUGUAUUUUUUUUUUGUUGUUUUGAAUAAGUGUUGUAAUCAUUUUUGUAUCUUAACUCCUUUAGUGUUUUAUACAGAAGUAAAGAGAAAAAUUUACCUAAAUGUUCAGUUUGUCGUAGACUAUUGGAGUCUACUUAUUGUAUUUGUGAUUUUAUUACCUCCAAAUUCAGUGCGGAACUAACAGAUUUGUGGUGUUUGCUCUAAGUUUGAGCCGUGGCCGUUCGAGAGUCCUAAGCCCUAAGUUCGAGACCAGCAGAUUGCUUCGGCCAGCAGAAGUUCGAGAAAUAAUAUCCUUGACUUGAAACCAGCCACCGUGGAGUGCAAUGGACUAUGGUAGCUAUAAAGAACUUUUGAAUAAACAUUUUCAUAGAAAUUUACAUUCAUAGAUAUUUUGAUUCCAUAUUCAAUGAUAGGUUCUUUUUUAAUUUAAUUAUUGUUUGUAUUUUGUAACCUUUUUGAUCUAGGAUAAUUAAACCUUUACCUUCUCAA
Molecule: messenger RNA, 6923 nt
Organism: Diabrotica virgifera virgifera (western corn rootworm)
Lineage: Eukaryota; Metazoa; Arthropoda; Insecta; Coleoptera; Chrysomelidae
Product: zinc finger protein 664-like
Exons: 2
Coding region: 3960-6164 (734 amino acids)
Biological process (GO): regulation of transcription by RNA polymerase II; central nervous system development
Cellular component (GO): nucleus
Molecular function (GO): RNA polymerase II cis-regulatory region sequence-specific DNA binding; DNA-binding transcription factor activity, RNA polymerase II-specific
Source: RefSeq, a predicted model, not a curated record